AUGUUGGAAAGCUCACAAGAUGAAGAGUUGUCAAUAUUAACUAAAUAUAUUCAGAAGGGCUGGCCUGAAAAUAAAAAUAAUAUCCCCGAUAUUGUAGAUUCUUAUCACAAAUUAAGGGGUGAACUCAGUGUAGAUCAGAAACUAGUAUUUUUUAAUGACAGGCUUAUUAUACCAACAUUUUUGAGAUUAGAUUUUAUUAAACAAUUACAUGAGGGGCAUUUAGGCAUGAGAAAAAUGAAACAGCUGGCACGAAGGUUAUAUUACUGGCCUCAAAUGGAUAAUGAUAUUGACGAAUUUGUUAGAAAAUGUUUCACCUGUCAAACAUAUCAUAAUAAUAAUAUUAAGGAGCGGCUAUCACCACAUGACAUUCCUAGAUGGUCAUUUGGAAAACUUGGUUUUGAUAUAAUGGACUUCAGAAGUAAGAGCUAUCUUGUAUUCUACGAUUUCCAUCAGUGA
This is a messenger RNA of Parnassius mnemosyne (clouded apollo), 456 nucleotides long. Lineage: Eukaryota; Metazoa; Arthropoda; Insecta; Lepidoptera; Papilionidae. The record is from the annotation of a GenBank genome assembly.